AUGGAAGAAAAUCAAAAUUUAGAGGAAAAUACCUAUUCAUAAGAAGAAGUAGAUCGUAUAACAUAAGAAUCCAUUGAAAGUGUCUUAAAAGAAGUUCAAUAUGAUGAAUCUAAAGUAUAUAAUCUAUAUUAUUACUCUAGGUUUAAGGAUGGAUCAAUGCAAUUUGUGAAAAAGUUACACAAUAAUUAAUUGAAUUGGGAAAACCAUACAAGUAAGAAAAUGUAUAGGAAUUGUAGAUAUAUUGUUCAUUGUAUGAUUAUGUAAAGAAACGGAGCUGGAGCAUUUGUUACAACAUCUUAAUGGUGGGAUACUGUUGCUGAUGGAUAAAUUAUCAUAUCUUGGCCAAAAGAUAAAUAAGCAAAAUAAGAACAAUAAAAAAAUACUCUUCAUUGUAUUUGUAGUGUAUUUGCAGUAAGCAUGAUUUGA
Molecule: messenger RNA, 426 nt
Organism: Paramecium pentaurelia
Lineage: Eukaryota; Ciliophora; Oligohymenophorea; Peniculida; Parameciidae
Source: the annotation of a GenBank genome assembly